Xiphophorus maculatus (southern platyfish) is the source of this 1341-nucleotide messenger RNA. It is a transcript of the gene dnajc12, whose product is annotated as DnaJ heat shock protein family (Hsp40) member C12. Gene Ontology annotation, cellular component: cytoplasm. The transcript has 5 exons. Bases 505 to 1005 code for a protein of 166 amino acids. NCBI's taxonomy places the organism in Eukaryota, Metazoa, Chordata, Actinopteri, Cyprinodontiformes, Poeciliidae. The record is from RefSeq and is a predicted model, not a curated record.
AUUGUGCGUCGGUGACAUUAAACCACAACAAAUUGGUGCUGCGUUCAAAUACUCAAAGAAAAAUGCGAAUCGCUAAAACUGUGCUAAAAUGGGAUUGAAGCACAAAAUUCUAGCCUUCUGAUGAGUGAAUAGUGAUUGAGUUACUAUAUUUUAAUUGAUUUAAGUUGCCCGGAAAUGCACAUGGUUUUCUAAGCAUAAAACUAAUGACAAAUACAUAUUUAUCUUAUAUGCACUUUUAGCUCAGAGGUUUUAUCGAAACUCUUGAAUGCAACAUACGUCACGCGAGAAAAGGACGGACACGUUUAUUCAACUGAAGAGAUUUGAUUGACAUUCUUAUCAGUUUAAUGUGUCUUUAGUGUAAUUUCUUUUUUAUCAGCAAUGCUAUAAAACGUUUGGGGAGAGGCCGAGCUAGACCAGUCCUUGAAAUAAACAGUUGUAAUCUGACGCAGCUGCAUCAGGUUGCGAUAAAAAGCGACCUCAAACGUUUUUCUAAACAACUCAUAAAUGGAGGCUAUUUUGGGUCCUAAACCUGAAGACUUGGAGGAUUACUACGGGUUGUUAGGUUGUGAUGAACUGUCAUCGACCGAGCAGAUUCAGAAUGAAUACAAGAUCAGAGCCUUAGCAUGUCACCCAGAUAAACACCAGGACAACCCAACAGCAGUGGCUGAUUUCCAAAAACUGCAAGAAGCCAAAGAAGUUCUGUGUGACGAAGCCAAACGGAGAAACUACGACCUGUGGAAAAGAAGCGGGAUUAGUAUUCCCUUCCACGAAUGGCGAGCCCUGAAUGAUUCGGUAAAAACGUCGAUGCAUUGGGCUGUGAGAACCAAGAAGGAACCGAUGCUGGAGUCCUGCAAACCGGAAGAUCUGGCUGCUUCACAGACCGACGGAACAUCGGAGAAUCCUUCAAACGAAGCAGCAUUAAGCGAUUUUUAUCAUCAGCGUUUCCGUUGGGCCUCUGACUCUCCAUCGUGUCUGCUGCAGAAGUUCAGAAAUUAUGAAAUAUAAUUUCAUAAUUUCAUAAAUGCUAGCUCUCAUUACUCUCUUUAAGUAUUUGCUUCCUGCUGUUUUCAGGCAUUCAGCUGCUAAAGUUUCUACCUUCUUAUGAAUAUUUAGUUUGUGUCUAUGCUAUAAAAAAUGUGUGGAUGUGAAUGUUUCCGUUCCAGAUGUAUAAAAAUUACAUGUUCCAUAUUUUAUCUGAUAAAAUCAAAAUGUAAAUGAUUUUUAAUGUUUUGUGUAACUUUUGCUGUUAAUGCUGUGAAUGUAAUACAUUUCAGCUUUUUGUGCCACUGACUGCUGUUCAAAAUGGUUUUGUUUUUCAAAUAAACUACAGUUUCAAUGUGA